Molecule: messenger RNA, 555 nt
Organism: Aureobasidium vineae
Lineage: Eukaryota; Fungi; Ascomycota; Dothideomycetes; Dothideales; Saccotheciaceae
Source: the annotation of a GenBank genome assembly
AUGGCUGAUAUCAAACCAUCACCAACAUAUACAAAUACCGAGGUCAAUUCCUCCAGCGUCCGCUUCAUGCGGUCUUCCUCCUCCAGCCUACAGACGCUCAACCUCCUCCCAACAGACCAACUCAUUGUUCUGUUCACGCCAGCAAUCCCCUCGGCUGAUGGUCACGAAGAUCCUUUCGAGUGUUUGGGCCGCUCUCUCAGCAAGUGGCACGCUCGGAUCCGACAUGUGCCAUUCGUUGCAAAAGUCGGUCUGACAGACCUUCAUGCCGCGUGGAUACGAAAAGCAGGAGCUAUCGUCGUUGUCAAUUGCGACCCAACCCUAUUGAUCGACACAAAGACGAACAGCAACAUGCCUUGUCAAACCAAGUUUGCCUCGCAAGUAGUGGAGGUACUGCACAACACUCGCGGCGGGUCGCAGGUGCCGCUGUCCAGUGUUUACAUUAGCACUUCGGUUGCGUCACCAUCAGAUACAAGUAGCUUCGACAAUGUGGUUGUGUGCUCUUCUUACUCGGCGGCGACUAUGGAGAAAGCCGCAUCAAUGUUGAUGUGCCAAUGA